AUGCCAUCAAAUGAAGAUCUACUAAAUGACUUUGCCGAAAUUGAUGCUACAACUGCUGCAACAGGAACAAGUACAAGCUCUAGCCGAUUACGUCGAUUAGACAAGCUCGUCAUUGAUCAAUCAUCAUUGCUUGACAAAGACGAUCAAAUCGAAUACAUCAACCAACUAAAUACCUACAACAUUAAGCAAUAUUACAAAUAUCGCAAAUACAUCACCUGUUUUUACAUUGCACAAGUUGUAAUCAUUGUAUCGUUUAAUUUCACCAACACCAACGUUCACGACAAAUCAUUGUUAUUGCUUACAUUAAUUUCAGUCUUGCUUAAUAUCAUUUCGAUUCAAGAAUUGCAACAAAAGUAUCAAUAUAAUGUGACAAUUUUUGACAAAAGAUUCAAUUUUAUGCAAUUGACUAGUCUAUUUAACAUACUUGUUUCUUUUGAGGUUAUGUAUAUUGACAUAUUCAAGAUAAAAAUAUAUUACUUUGCUGCUUUGAUUGUUUGCAAUUAUUCAUUACCAAAAAUGCAUCGUUCAAUGUUUAAUCAAAUUGAUGAGUCGGUGAAAGAAUUGGAUAAAUUGAAAUACAAGUAUAAAAACGUGUAG
Messenger RNA from Lodderomyces parapsilosis, 597 nucleotides. RefSeq lists its product as uncharacterized. NCBI's taxonomy places the organism in Eukaryota, Fungi, Ascomycota, Pichiomycetes, Serinales, Debaryomycetaceae. Bases 1 to 597 code for a protein of 198 amino acids. The transcript has a single exon. The record is from RefSeq and is a predicted model, not a curated record.